AUGAUGCGAGCAGAAUUUCAGAUUUUGGAAGAAGAAAUAGACGAGGACUAUGAACCUAGUAGAGAGGAAAUUCUUGAAUAUGCUGAAUGUUUAGGCAUGUCUCCAAGAAGUGACACCAAGUAUUUUCAUAUAGCCAGAGAAGGAUUAAAAACACCACUCCCUCCUCCUUGGAGACCCGCCUAGCUUAGAAAUGGAGACAUCGUCUAUUACAAUCCUGUUACCAAGGUUCUCCAAUAGGAACACCCUUUGGAUGAGUAUUUCAAGCGCAAAUAUAUCGAGGAGAAAAAGAAAGACGUACAAAAUAGUCAACCCUCCAAAACAUCUAAAAAAUUGAAAGGACUCUGCGAAUAGUUGAGAGAACCAACCACUCAAGAGACCACGCAGAAAACAGAGAAGAAAUUAUAGUAGGCAACGGAUAUCAGUCAGAAUAAUUUAUCUGAUGUACCCUUAUUGAAUGAGAGUGUAUAAUUACAGGAGCAAUUCGAAUUAAUCGAUAAUUAAUUUAAAUUUGAACUUACAUAAUAUGAAAAAGAACAAGAGUCCUUUGUGAUGCUAUAUAAAAUGAAUAGAGCCAAACAAUUUGAACAGGAUAAAUAAGAUAUUUCUGAUUCCUCCUUUGAAGAUUUCAAUCUAAACGUUCCAGAAAAAGCCUUGUAAAUUCGACAGAAAUUUUUAAAUUAAAAAGAGGAAUUGAAAAUCAAAAUACAAGAAGAAACCGAUUAGAAACUAAUAACUGAAUAGUCCAAAUUAACAGAAUAAUCUGCAUCUAAAUUACUUGAUUAUAAAGCAGCAAAAUCAAUUAAAAAUGAACAAAGAAUUCAACAACUACAAAGUGAAUGGGAGUCAAAAUUAUAGAGUUUGAAAUAAAAAAUUAAAUCUACCUAAAAAGAAUUAGAUGAUAAAAAAUUGUAAUAACAAUCUAUGGUGUCUUAAUAGCAAUCAAAUAUAUAGGCCAAAUGGCUCAAGAUUUAAGGUCAAUAUGAAAAGUAAAUUUAAAAGGAGUAUUAGCAAAUCCUUCUGAAUAUGGAUGAAAUUUUAAAAUAGAAAAAAAACGAUAUAGUUAUUUAACUUAAAUAAGUCAAACUCUAAAAAUCUUAGGAAUUACAUAACUUAUAUAAGGAAAAUAAUGAAUUUAAUAUAAAGAAGAGGUUGAGAGAAAUAUAUAGAGAAAAAUUAGAAUUGGCUAAAGUUUCUAAUCUUCAUGAUAUGGAAAAUGAUGUAAAAUAGGAAGAGAUUUCUUAAUUUGAAUAAAUGACAGAAAAUAUUAUCAAUUAUAAGAAUUUGUUGAGAACCAAUUUUGUUAAAUUAAAACAAUAAUAAAUUGAUAAUGAAAGAGCUUAUCUCAACAAUUAUUAUAAGGAGUAACUCUAAGUCUUUAAAGUUGAAAAUUUUAAGAGUACAGAACUUUAAAUUUAGAAAUUAGAAUUAAGUUAAAUUGUUAUGGCUAAUCAAAGCUUUUCUUAAUUGGACAAUUCUCAAUUAAAAGUUCAAAUCAACCCAGAUAAUAGGAUUUAAAAAAAAGAACUUGAACUACAGAUCUAGGAAUACAGGACGAGAAUUGAGAAUUUAAAAUCUAGACUCUCAAACAUGGAUCAAACAAAAAGAGAUGAAGAAUUUCUAAUAAAGGUCUUAAAUUAAAAUGAUAAAAUCAAUUUCCUUUAACAGUCUCUCUAAGAGUAAGAUAAUAUCUUAAAUGAGUUAACAAAACUAUAUGUGUCUUAGCCAGUAAUGACUAAUAAAGGUAGUUAGCAAACACCUAAACUCUAAGAGCAAGAUCAAUUGGUUAAUAGUGUUGAACAAGAAAUCUAGUGGUUGGUAUUAUAAAAGGAAAGGCUGAAAUAUGAUAAAAAGAAACUCUAAAAGAGUUAUGAAAAAUUGAGUUUAUUAGCAUCUACUAAUGAUUAAGUCGAAACUUAUAAUAAGUGUGUGAAUGUGGUACGAAACAAUUAGUAGAUCUUGAAAAAUUGCGAAUAUAUCAUAACAUAAAUGUAGUUUAAUUGUUAGUAAUAUAAACAAACAAAACUGAUUUAAUAUCUAAAGGAGAACGACAAGUUAUAGGAGGAGUUGUAAACAUAAAAGUCCUUAAUUGGGAGCAUUAGCCAAAUGCAAUUAGAUACUUCAUUUCCAAUAUACAAAUAAGUGAGUCAAAGUUUUCAUUAGAGUGAUAGUUUUGAUUAAAGUUAUUUGAAAUAACAAACAAACAAUCAAAAAUAAUUACUUCGUGAUAUUAAAGAUAGUCUAAACAAAUCAAUGCUUUCUAGGAUGUAUUGA
Molecule: messenger RNA, 2271 nt
Organism: Paramecium tetraurelia
Lineage: Eukaryota; Ciliophora; Oligohymenophorea; Peniculida; Parameciidae
Exons: 7
Molecular function (GO): protein binding
Source: RefSeq, a predicted model, not a curated record